CUUUUUCUCACUCACUCUCCGGAAGCGCCUGUGUCGUCGUUGCUUCGUCCGUGGACUCGCCUCUCUCUUUCUUCAGAAAGCGACGAGGAGUGAACUCUUCCCUCCUGCUGUCCGAGCCGCCGCGACUCAAACGGGAGGCGCGGGGAGACUACUCUUCGAUCUUUUGACAAGCCUCGACGCUGAGCUGUGCUGCUUUCGCUUUAAACAAGCGUUUCUGCCCGAGAAGGCGAGGUCCAGCCGGCGGCAGUCUUCCCCUUGUCGCUGCUUUUCCGUUGCGUUCUGUGCGCCGUGGAAUAUGUCUGCGAGUUCGACGGCUGCGCGGUCGCGACGUUUCGAGAGAGAAACGCGAGAAAGGCGCAUUCCCUUCGCCUCGUAUGCUGACGAACUUUGCCACUUUUCCUCUUUGCUGCGCUUCUGCCGGCCGGAGCCGAGGCCGCCGUGCAUGUCAGGGCCCAGGUGUACGUACACUGGCGGCGCUGCAGUGGCGAAACGCUUUCAAAACAGACCAGUUUUUCUCGUGUGAAAGCCUUGGGACACCGAUCCUGAGCUUGUUUCGUUGGGCAUUCAACUCAGCCUUUCUCUCGCGUGCUGUCGAACGAAAACGCGGCACCUUCAGCAGCCUUUUUCCCCCGCGCUCGCGCGCCUGUCUUCAGUCUCCCGUUCCUCUUUUUCUCGCUUCUCCACGCAGAAGGAACGUUUCUCUCCGAGAAUUUCGUCUCUUUCUUCCGCUAUUCCAGAUUUCGUUCAAAGAGAACGUCUCAUGUGCCUGCUUCGCCUUUCUUUUUCCUGUGUCUACUGUGUGUCUCGGUGUGAAUCGCUGUUGCCUACGCUCUCUCCCUUGUCUCUCUGUUGCGAGUUUCUUUCUCUAACUCCUUCCCUUUUCUUUUCUACAAGCCCCGAUCUGUCCUUCUUCAGCAUGCGCUCCUUUGUGCGUCUUUUGUAGUCCUUUCCUCUGCCUCUGCCCUGACCCUCUCCGAGUCUUUCGCUUCUCGGCCUCUGUUCCCUCUCCUGUGCAUCUGCCUCUGUAUGUCCCCCCUGUUUUAGCAAUGUCGCCGUCUCCCUCUCUGCCCGAGAGCUCCAACGCAUGCAAUGGAGUCUCUGAAGAGCUGGGCGGUCCUCCUCCCUCCUCGGCCGCCUCCUCGGCCUGCCCUCCCCAGUCUGCUUCUCCCUCGCUCUUUCCUGCUUCCUCCGAAAGCCGUGAGGAAGCGCCUGUCGUUCGAUGCAGACACCUGCGCUACUCAUACCAGGUCCCGUCGCGGCAGCGGCCUCUCAGCACGGAGUGUACAGACAGCUGCCAGUUGCUGCCGCCGAGCGGGGUCUGUCUGAGCACCGAGUUUCUCGACUCCAUGGCUCUCGCUGCUUCUUCCGUCGACGCCGAAGGAACGACGUCCGCAGGAGAGAGAGGCGCUCGACAGGGCAGAGGCGAGGAAAACCGAGGAGCGGGAGGACAUGGAGAAGAAGGGAGAGAAAGGGAAGAAGCGGGAGGACAGAGAGAGUAUCAGCUGUUCGACGUAUCGCUGGAAAUCCCCAAGGGUGCGAGAGUCGUCGUCAUUGGAAGCAACGGAGCAGGGAAGAGCACUCUCCUCAACAUCCUGGGGGGCAAAAUGCUCAUCCCAGAAGGAAUGGCUUUCGUGCUCGGUCGCCCUGCGUUCCACGACGUAUCCCUCGGCCGCGACGUCGUCUGUCUGAGCGAAUGGUGGAAAGGAGACUUCGCUCUGGAUGUACCGCUGUACGACCUCGUCGGUCCCGUCGUCGAGGCCCAUAUUCAGGAGAAGAUGGAGAAGAAGCGCGACGCUUCUCUCGCGCCAGACCAGGCAGAGUGUCGUCGCCCUCGCGGCUUCUGGAGUCGUCUCUUCUACGACGAAGGCUUGUUCUCGCCGCUCCCCUGCUGUUCUUCGUCGUCUGCGUCUUCGCCUGCGUCGGCGUCUGCGUCGGCGUCUGCGACUGCAGGAGAGGGUGAACGUGAGAGACUGGGCGAGGAGGAGUGCGUCGUGAGUCGCGUCCGACGGCUGGUGACUCUGCUGGGAGUCGACAUGCGCUGGCGAAUCGCGCGGAUAAGUGACGGCGAGAGACGCAGAUGCCAGUUGCUCGCAGCUCUCUGUGAACCGAGGAAAGUGUACAUUCUCGACGAGGCUACGAGCGACCUCGACCUCGUCUCCCGAGAGGGCCUUCUCCGCCUUCUGCUGCAUGAGUCGUCGCGCCGUGGUGCGACUGUGCUCUACUCCACGCAUAUUUUCGACGGCCUCGAUGAGUGGGCGACGCACCUUCUCUACAUGCGAAAGGGAAGACUUCAUCUCUACCGGCCUCUCUCUGAGCUCCCGGCACUUGAGGAACUGCGGCGAUCUGGACACUCUGCGCCGCUCUACGCCCUCGCGCGCCAGUGGCUUUUCGAAGAGUGGCAACACCAGCCUCAGCUUCUUGCUCUCCAGCGUCUCUGAGCGCCUUCACCUUCGGUGGAAUGGUCGCUUCGUCACUCGCUGGAGGCAUGCAUGCGUCUCCUCUGCGGCGAAGCCUACAAGGUGAAGGAGAGUCUUUUUUUCUUGGGAGAACGCGACGACGGCGGAAGCAAAGCACAGACGAAACGGAUAAACUGUGAAGAAGACGACCAAGUGUUCGCUUUUACUGAAGCGUUUUUUAGGGCCAGUGUCCUGUUUCAUCAUCCUCUCUCCUGUUGCAAUUGCUGACGUACAUGUAUACACAUAUGCAUACGUAAAUAUAUAUAUAUAUAUAUAUAUAUACGCAUGCAUAUAUAUAUAUAUAUAUAUGCAUAUAAAUAUAUAUAUAUAUAUAUACAUUUAUAUACUAGUAUGAAUGCGUGUACGAAGGUCUAAAUACAAGCGUACGGGUGUCUACGCGCUGGUUUUCAGAGGGAAUGAACCAAGUAUGUAUGUACAUGUUUGUAUGCACACUCUAUAUAUAUAUAUAUAUGUAUAUAUAUAUAUAUGUAUAUAUAUAUAUAUAUGUAUAUAUAUAUAUAUAUAUGUAUAUAUAUAUAUAUAUAUAUGUAUAUAUAUAUAUAUAUAUAUAUGAAUAUAGAUAUGAAGCUCUCCCCAUCCGUGGUACAUGUAUGUGUGUAUGUAUACAUGUAUGUAAGUAUAUAUGUAUGUGUAUGUGUGUAUAUUUUUUGUAUAUUUGUGUUCUUAUGUAUAGAGGCGAAGAGCGCAUUUCUUUUCCGUGUUGAAAGUCUUUUCUGUGCCGCAUUCGUUGUCGGCAACUGUUGGACUGGAUCUUUGUUGAGCCACGGGCAGUGUAGAGAAGGCGAAGAAUUAUGUCGCUCUCUUCUUUCUCCUGACUCAGCGGCUCAUGUGCAGUGGUGCCCCACUAGACGAGGCAGCCCCGAGAAGGGGAGCCAACGCGAAGAGAGCGACGGCCUCCUUUUUCGGCGAAGAACGUCUGUCUCCAGUGCGGCCAGAGACAGAGGGUCUCCCCGGAAAAGCAGCGAAGCGCCGACGGCUCUCGGGAAGCCACGCAGCGCAUGCAGUUUCAAUCCGAGGCAACAGGCGCUUGUCGCAGGUUUUUCCGAAAAAAAAA
Molecule: messenger RNA, 3531 nt
Organism: Toxoplasma gondii ME49
Lineage: Eukaryota; Apicomplexa; Conoidasida; Eucoccidiorida; Sarcocystidae
Product: ABC transporter, ATP-binding domain-containing protein
Exons: 7
Coding region: 1047-2438 (463 amino acids)
Molecular function (GO): ATP binding; ATP hydrolysis activity
Source: RefSeq, a predicted model, not a curated record